AUGCACCUCUUUGGCGUCCAGCAAAAGCUCAGCACGGGCUCGUACACGUCGCUCACAGCCUUUGCCUACGACAUGCGCCUCAUCUUCUCCAACUGCCUCGUGUACAAUGCGGAUGUGAUCUUGAGCGGCCCGAUCCGCGACCACGCCGUGAAGCUCCUCCAGGCUUUCGAGUCGCUCAUGCUGCAGUCGUUUGGCCAGUCACGGAAUACGUGGCCGGGGCUCGCCGACGUUGACCGGUGGAAGUGCCACCAGAUCCUCCACGACCUCCUCGCACCAAGCAAGGCUUCGACCCUGCCCAUGCAUGUGACCCACGCCCGCGAGUCGACGUCGACGCCCGCUACGAAGCGCGGCGCGGCCUUCCCGACGCGGCCGGCCCGCGGCGCCAGCGGUACGUUGCCGCUCUUCCGCAACUGCUCGUCGGCUGUGCCCGAGUACUUUGCCCGCAUGGUCGACUACCGCCAAAUGGACCUCGAGGCCACGUACUACCAGAUGGUGACGCUGUGCAUUGCGCCCUCCAAGGUCUACAAGAGCGCGUACUACCGCAAGCAGACCAAGAACCGCUGGGCGCGCGACGACCCGGCGUUCGCCGUCAUCCAGGUGCUGUUUCUGUUUGUGGCGUCGCUGGCGUGGACCGUGGCGUUUGAGAAGACGUCGUCGCUCGGUUUCCUCCUCAUCUGCGAUGUCAUUGUCGAGUGGCUCGUCCUCGGCGUCCUCCUCUCGACGGCCAGCUGGUGGUGCGCCAACACCUUCUUGCGCCUCUCGCCACCGGGCAUCGCAAGCGACACGUUCUUUGUCGAGCAGUCGGUCGAGUGGCAGUACGCGUUCGACAUCCACUGCAACGGGUUCUUCGUGCUCUUCCUCCUUAUCCACGUCGUGCAGUUUCUGCUCGUGCCGCUUCUCGUGGCAGAUACCUUUGUGUCGCUCUUCAUCGCCAACACGCUGUACGCACUGGCGUGUGGCAGCUACUUUUACAUUACGUUCCUCGGCUACAUGGCGCUCCCGUUCCUCCACAACACGGAGCGAUUCCUGUACCUGGUCGUCGCCGUCGGCGGCUUGUACCUCUCCAGUCUCGUGCUCUCGAUCGUCCUUGGCGUCAACUUCAACUGCGCCGCCAUGUCCGCGGCCUACUAUUAUUCUGCCUAAGACCCCAAGACGACAAUCAAAGCGUGUACAUACAGGG
Molecule: messenger RNA, 1180 nt
Organism: Saprolegnia parasitica CBS 223.65
Lineage: Eukaryota; Oomycota; Saprolegniomycetes; Saprolegniales; Saprolegniaceae
Exons: 5
Coding region: 1-1143 (380 amino acids)
Cellular component (GO): Golgi membrane
Molecular function (GO): protein binding
Source: RefSeq, a predicted model, not a curated record